Colletotrichum godetiae is the source of this 855-nucleotide messenger RNA. RefSeq lists its product as uncharacterized. The transcript has 2 exons. NCBI's taxonomy places the organism in Eukaryota, Fungi, Ascomycota, Sordariomycetes, Glomerellales, Glomerellaceae. The record is from RefSeq and is a predicted model, not a curated record. The coding region runs from base 1 to 855 and encodes 284 amino acids.
AUGGCCUCAAUCCCAUCCCUGGCCCGGCCACUCCUCCGCUUACACCGCCCAGGGCUGCCCCUCCUGACCGUGAACUCUAAACUUCGGCGUUACAGUGGGGGGAGGGGGGGCAUGCGAGGUCGACGUGCAGUCUGCGAGUUGCGGGCAGGCAAUUCCGCAUACACGGCACCAUCGAGCACUGACCACGGCUCCGAAUCCUCUGUUCUCUCACCUCGCAACCGCCGUGCCAAGAAAAGGCGUCAUGGUCCAAGGUCAUGGCCUUCGGGGCUCUGGACUCUCAUCACUGACGAUACUCCGGAUUAUCCCUACUUGCUUCGGCAUCCAGGCCAUGUAAGACGAGAUGCCUCACUUUUUAGCCUUUCCAGCUUUCUGGUCUGGUUUGCUACCGGAUACUCGCAAACUUGGGCAGAGCUCGCAACACCCAGGCCAUCACCUGCAGCCGCUAACACGCCAUUUCGGGUCACUUGGGCCGCACAUUCCCUGGAACUCCCAAGCUGCCCUUGCGCUUCGCAUAGUUACGGGAUCCUCGCUUCCUCCAACACCCAGCUUGUGGAGGUUAUCCUGAACUCAACCGCCUAUCACAUGGCAUCAAGCGGGCAAGUGGGCUUCAGCAUGCAGCAUGUAGUUGCACUGGUAGUUGCAAUCGUACUUGCAGUUACACUCACGGUUGAGGACCGAGACACUACACUACCUUACGCAUACUUCGCCAACUGCAUCUUCCUGCUGUACAACCUUACACCGGCCGGAGUUGGACUACUUCUCAGGCAGUUGCAACACAGCACACGCGACGAAAGUCUGGAGUCUCCCGAAGCCACUUUACGCGACUACGCCGCAUGGAGUUUGGCGACUGUUUAG